GGAGGCGGCGGCGGCGGACGCUUGGGGUCUGGACGCGGCAGUGGCGGCGGCGGCGGCGGCGGCGUCGGCGUCAGCGGCAGGAGUAUGAACGCCCCUCCAGCCUUCGAGUCGUUCUUGCUCUUCGAAGGCGAGAAGAAGAUCACCAUUAACAAGGACACCAAGGUACCCAAUGCCUGUUUGUUCACCAUCAACAAAGAAGACCACACACUGGGAAACAUCAUUAAAUCACAAUUGCUAAAGGACCCGCAGGUGCUCUUUGCUGGCUACAAAGUCCCCCACCCCUUGGAGCACAAGAUCAUCAUCCGAGUGCAGACCACGCCAGACUACAGCCCUCAGGAGGCCUUCACCAACGCCAUCACUGACCUCAUCAGCGAGCUGUCCCUGCUGGAGGAGCGCUUCCGGGUGGCCAUCAAAGACAAGCAGGAAGGAAUUGAGUAGUGGGCCGGAAGGGGCUCUGCUCAGCCUGUGAGCCUGGUUCCUACCUGCGCCUGACCCUCCACCGAGAACGGCCGGUCCCAGCCAUGGCCCACCUUGCGGCCCCCCCUCACCCUGACACCAACGUGUCCUGUACAGAUUCUCUUUUAUAUUUCUAAUAAAAUAUGGCAGGACAAGACCUGGA
Messenger RNA from Cebus imitator (Panamanian white-faced capuchin), 619 nucleotides. RefSeq names its product RNA polymerase II subunit J (gene POLR2J). Gene Ontology annotation, cellular component: RNA polymerase II, core complex. Bases 85 to 438 code for a protein of 117 amino acids. Lineage: Eukaryota; Metazoa; Chordata; Mammalia; Primates; Cebidae. The record is from RefSeq and is a predicted model, not a curated record. Gene Ontology annotation, biological process: transcription by RNA polymerase II. The transcript is spliced from 5 exons. Gene Ontology annotation, molecular function: DNA binding; protein dimerization activity.